This is a messenger RNA of Ordospora pajunii, 897 nucleotides long. RefSeq lists its product as uncharacterized. NCBI's taxonomy places the organism in Eukaryota, Fungi, Microsporidia, Ordosporidae. Bases 1 to 897 code for a protein of 298 amino acids. The record is from RefSeq and is a predicted model, not a curated record. The transcript has a single exon.
AUGAUAUGCAUUUCUGAUCAUAUCAAAUGCUUAUAUAACAUAAUUGACCUGCUGGCUGGAAUAAGCGCAUUGAAUACACAUGGGAAGUCAUUUACUGCAUUAGAGGCAGUUACAAUACCUGUAGUUGCACAGUGCAUAGAAUCAAGGCAUCCAGGCAUGCUUUUCCAAAGUAUCAAGUAUGCAUUUAUUUGUAAUUCAAGCAAGAGCAUGCUUGAGAAGAUAUCAGACAUACUCACUGUGGUUAGUAUACAUACAUACAUCAAUCUUGCUUGCACACAAAUUCUUUCUGAGCCAAUCACGCUUGCAAGAAUACUAGGAAUAUCAUGCAUGUGCAUGCUUAUACAACUUGCUUUUCCAGCAACAAUUAGCACGAAUUGGAGAAGAAAGGUAUUCCAUGUUUGUAUAUUUUUUGUGUUCUACAGGCAGGAAAGGCUGUCUUUUGUACUUGCAGAAGGCCUUCUUCUAAUCACAGCGGUUCUUUCAUCUUCCCACUGCAUCAAUGUGCACUUGAUGUUGUUCCUUAGCAACAACGACCGAGGAGCAACUAUUGCUUCUCAUGCAUAUCUUCUUGCAGCAUGUGUGUAUCCAAGGCUGUUCGUAAAAGACGAAGAGUAUGUGUGCUCGCUGAUAUCGAUCUGCUUUCUAGACACAGCGGCGUCUGUGGUUGGACAGCUGCUUGGGAAGAAAUCAAAGUCUGUCCAUGGAAUGGUUUCAGGCAUACUGCUUGCAUUAGUGGUAUACUUUAUUCUUUAUGGAAACCACAGCAGAAUGGUUUAUUUUGUGCUGAUCGGGCUGGCUGAGUACCUUGUUCCAAUUAAUGACAACAUAUCUAUACCAGUGCUUUCAGUACUGUACUUCCGAUACAUGCGCUUCAAUUCCAGCAGCACCCUGCUUUAG